Molecule: messenger RNA, 984 nt
Organism: Candida albicans SC5314
Lineage: Eukaryota; Fungi; Ascomycota; Pichiomycetes; Serinales; Debaryomycetaceae
Exons: 1
Coding region: 1-984 (327 amino acids)
Biological process (GO): proteasome localization; nuclear protein quality control by the ubiquitin-proteasome system
Cellular component (GO): nucleus
Source: RefSeq, a predicted model, not a curated record
AUGAUGUCCACAAAUUUUCAAUGGCCAGGAACCAACAAGAAUGAUAAUACAGAAGUAUCUGUUGAAACACCAUCAAGCACAGAUCCUCAUGUCCCUCGCUAUCCAUUUACCGCAAUGUCACAUGCGACGGCAAGCACAACUAUGAAGAAAAGAAAGCGAGACGAUUUUGAUGGCGACAAGUCAACAACUAUCACUAUGAAUACCACGACAACACGUAAAUACAUACAAUCAUCUUUAGGAUCUUCCAAGUUCAAGAAGGCCAAAACACCCAAAAUCAGUGGGCAACCUUUGCCACUACCUAGAUUGAUUGAAUCAUUAGACAAAUCCAAUUUACAAAAACUUGUGCAAGAUUUAAUAACUGUUCAUCCUGAAUUACAAUCUACAUUAAUUAAAAUUUCCCCUAGACCUUCUAUUCAAGAUUCCAUUCAACUUUUACAAGACAAAUUUGAUAUGAUUAUAUCUCAUUUGCCUUACAAGUGUGAUGUUGAAAGUGAUUAUUCAUAUUUAAGAAUCAAACCUCAUUUGCAAGAAUUUUUAUCAUCAGUGUCUGAUUUCAUUUUAAAUUAUUUACCUCCAUUAGAAACAAAUAUGACACAUUCUUUGCAAUUUUUACACGAAACUACCAAAUUAGUGUAUAACUUGCCUAAUUUCACUAAUCAAGAAUUUCAAUACACCAAGUCCUCUGCAUUAGAACAGAUUGCUAACUGUUGGUUGAUUGUAUUAAGCCAGGAUGAAGAAAAAGAAGGAAACACUGAUGUGGUGAAAGUUAUACAAGAAUUGGAAUUGUUGGAGAAAUUACACGAACAUAAUGAGAUAUCAUUCAAUAAGUUUGAAAAAGUUGUUGAUUAUUGUAAAGACAAGUUAGAACAACAUGAAUUAAUCAUGAAUAAUAACGAAGCCGGCUCUGGUGUUACAUCGUCAAUAAGUGACUUGAUCACUGUGGAUUAUUCUAAAUACUCUAUAGCCAAUACAACUUCUAUAUAG